Gekko japonicus is the source of this 1972-nucleotide messenger RNA. Its product is annotated as interferon-inducible GTPase 5-like. The record is from RefSeq and is a predicted model, not a curated record. The coding region runs from base 325 to 1563 and encodes 412 amino acids. Gene Ontology annotation, molecular function: GTP binding; GTPase activity. The transcript is spliced from 3 exons. Gene Ontology annotation, cellular component: membrane. Lineage: Eukaryota; Metazoa; Chordata; Lepidosauria; Squamata; Gekkonidae.
AGAAACCGAGGCCGCGAUCCGUCCAGCCGCGCUGUCUUUUAGCGCCCCCUGGUGGCCAGCGGGCUCCGGGCCGCGGCCGCCGGAAUCCGCUUUUGCUUUCGCUUUCCGCAGCCGCGCGGUGUCUCGACGAGAGGACGACGAGUCUGAAGGUCGGAGGAGGCGGGCAGCAGGGCGGGUGGAGAAAAGCCGCCGAGGGACGGGAGGAAGCCAGACCCCGGGAGCGGAGAGAGGCGAGGGAGGAAGGAGUCGCGCUGCCCGCCGCGGGAAGCACGUAAGAUUUCUGGUUUGGCUCCACAACUCCAAUCCUGUUGCACUGUUUAUUGGAUGUCCCAUCCUGUUGAUCGUAUUGAGUCACCCUGUGUAAUCCUCCUCGAGCCCAAGAGAGAAAGAACUUCCAGAUCUAUGGCUAUGGAAGAAUUCCAGGUCGCUAUCCAUCAGGGGAAGUUGUCAGACGCCAUCUCCGUGGUGCAGGCGAAACCCGCGCAGUAUUUCAGCAACACGCCGCUCAAUGUCGCCAUAGUGGGUGAGCCAGGGUCGGGGAAGUCCUCCUUUGUCAACAGCAUGCUGGGGAAACGCUCCGGCGAGCCGGGCUCCGCCGAGACCGGCAUUCAGGCGACAACAACAAAGGCCAAGGAUUACCCACUUCUGAUGCUUCCACAAGUCAUCCUCUGGGACUUGCCUGGGAGAGAAGAAUCUUACGGCUCCCGCGUUAAUCAGGUGGACCUGAACCGCUUUGACUUCUUCAUCAUCGUUGGCUACCAGCGUUUCCGGACUGUCCACGCUGAGCUGGCCCACGAGAUCCAGGCGAUGGGCAAGAGGUUCUACUUUGUGCGGGCCAAAACAGACCUCGACCUGGAGGCCUCCCGGAGACGGCAGGCAUCGGGCUAUGACGAUCAGAAGGUCCUCCAGCGCAUCAGGGAGGACUGCGUGACGUGCUUGCUGAACGAAAACGUGAUCGACCCCCAAGUCUUCCUGGUGUCCAACUGGGACCCCCAGAGCUUGGACUUCCCCCUCCUGUUGCAGAAGCUCCAGAGCGACCUCUUGUGGCUGAAGAGGCAAGCAUUCAUUUUCAGCCUGCCUUCCCUCGCUGCACCUGUCUUGGAGAACAAGAAGGCCGCGAUGAAGGGGAAGAUUUGGAUCAAAGUCCUGUUCUGUGGGUUUUUGGGUUUGCUGCCUGUGCCAGGGUUCUCGUUCAUUGUUGCCAUGUUCUUCUUUGUGAAGUUCCGUUCUCAGUGCUACCAAGUGUUCGGCCUGGACUACCCGUCGCUCACAGCUCUAGCAAGGGAUGUUGGGAAGCCGGUGACGGCCCUUCAGGCAGUGAUGGCAUCCAAAUCACUAAUGCCCAUCAUUCUCUGGAGGCUUCCCGACCUCGUGGGAGCCACUCUGAUGAUGGUGGAGUAUUGUUUGUGGAAACGCUUCCCCUUCGCCGGCUGCUUGGUGUCAGGAGGCAGCUCGUUUCUUACCAGCUACUACAUGCUGCAUAGAUGCCUAACAGCCGUCGUCAAAGACACCCUAAAUGUCCUCUCCAGAGCUCUAGAAGGCAGAGAGAGGACGCCAAUCUAGAAGAUGCCAGUGUAAAAGCAGAUGCAGUAACAGGGUAUUCUGUGAUACUGCAGUCAGGUCCUGGAAAGAGGGGACUGGGUUUGGUGUUAGAGGAGUUUGCUAAGACUCUGCAUGACCCUCACCCUUUCCCCAAGUUCAGUCUGGGAGAUACAAGACUCAUUCUUUAUUUUUAUUUGGAAAAUCAUUCAUCCAUUCUGUCCCCAAACAUAAUUUACCCUUCUCUCUGUUUAGAGUACAUCCACGUUCCUAACAGGGAGAAAAGGAAAACAAAGCACAUACUCUGAGAGAGAAUAUGGCACCAACCCUUGACUGAGGUAAUGGUGCUAAGAGAUCAGAGGCCGAAGAACAGAUUUAAACGUUGGGGGGGGGGGGUCUGUAGAGAGCCAGUUUGGUGUAGUGGUUAAGUGCG